UGAAACUGAAACAACUGAAAGUGUUCCUUCGUCCUUGGGUCCUUCCAAAUCCUAACUUAUCCUACUAAACAUAACUAAUUUCCUAAGGGCUAAGUGGUUUAAUAAUUUGUGGAUAUGAAUAGGUCUACAUUAGCCUAACUUAAUCGAGGAUCAACUCAAAAAGUUAGUCCACAAUGGAAAAAUCAUUUUCAUCAUGGAGAGAGCCCAAAAGCUUGCUCGAUAUUGAUAAGGAUUUAGACAACAGUGAAAAUUCAAACUGUGAGCCAAAACAAAAUGUUUUAGUUGAAGAGUCGGCUAGUGAUAGUGAAACUGAAGUAGUAGCUUCUUCACCAAGUAACGAUUAUGUUCCUGAUUCUGAUGAAUCAUUUAAUGUUAAUGAACUAGGAAGAUCUCUUAACGAGAGAAAAAAACAGUCAGUUAUUGUACCAGAUUCAGAUGAGCAAGAUUCUUCUGAUGAAGACAACAGCAAUAAUUUCUCUUCCCUGUCUGGGUCUGGCUUGAAACAGACAAAUGGGCGAAGGAAGAAAAGUUCAUUAUUUUCUGCCAAUAAUCUGUUGGCAGAUAGAACACCAGAAAUAUCAGACGACGAAGAAUCAAGUCCAGAAAUAACUAAAUCAGCAAAACGUAAAAACAAAAAAUUUGUCAUUUCAAGUGAUGAAGAUAAUAGCUCAUUACAAGAUUCAAAUUUCAAUAUUUCCGAUGUACUUAGUGAUGAGGAUGUGAACUCCUCAACUUCUACAAUGAACAACAAAAGUCUGAUCGAUGACCACAGCAGCAACGACAGUUUUGCACCUCGUGAUAAUGACUUGUCUCUGCCAAAAAUAAAAGAUGUUUCAGCAACAUCAAGGUCAAAACUACCUAUGAUAGAUCUUACUCUUCCAAUUGAUGAUGGGGACCAAAGGAAGUCCAAUAAAAACAAUGCUAUUGACCUUUCUGGUCGAGUAAAGAGUGAUGUUGAGAACAUCUCCAACCGUAAAGGAGUUAUAACUAUUAGUUCAGACUCAGAAGAUGAUAAAAUCCCCAACUCUGAUGGUAAACUAUCAUUAGAAAAAGAGCUCAAUUUCCAUUUAACAAAACUAAACUUAUCUUACAACAAUGAUAAAAAACAACCUCAAGAGAAUAAAAAUAUAAAUAUAGACCUACCUACUGUCCCCAAGAAUUCUUCAGAAAAUGAUUACUCAUCCAGAUUGGAAAGUUUGAAGGCAGAGCAAACAAAAUUAGAAGUUCAAGUUAAAGAAGUAGUUAGGAACAUCGAAACCAUUAAGACCACAUUGAAAACUGCAAACUUAGCAGCCCUACCUGACAAGGGUGUGCGACUGCAAAUGAACCUGAAAAAAUGUGAAACCAACCUAAGAGACCUGCGCUACCAACAAGGCACACUUGCCAAUGAAAUCAUUAGAUUACAGUUAAUGCCAAAUAAAGGAGCUGUUCCUAAACCCAUCCAACAACCAUACCCUCAGCCGAAGAUAUUCAAGUUGCCUACAAGUACCACAAACAUCAAUGAAAUGGGGAAAAAAGCAUUGGAGACUCAUAGAACCCAGCAAGCUCUGACAGUAGAUGCACUCAGAGCACUUCACAAUUCAUUGAAGAACUGUCCUUCAGAAGAUAUGCUUACCUCAGAUCCACAAGGCCUGAAAGUUGAACUGAUGCCUCAUCAGCAGUACGCAUUGUCUUGGCUAAUGUGGAGAGAGAGUGAAAAACCAUCAGGGGGUAUUCUUGCUGACGACAUGGGUUUAGGCAAAACUCUUACAAUGAUAUCACUUAUAUUAAAAUCAAAUGAAGUCAAACAUGAAGAGGGCAAAUCUGAUGAAUCAGAAAAUGAGGAAAGUUCAAGCUCCAACUGGUUGUCUACACAUCGAGCUAAGUCAAUACGUGGCAAGACCCUGGUAGUGUGUCCUGCCUCUCUCCUAGGCCAGUGGGAGGGGGAGGUUCAACGCAGAGUUAAGCGUGGAGUCCUGGACACGGUGGUCCAUCAUGGCCAGAACAGGGAGAAGAGAGCCAGGAGUCUAGCCAAAACAGAUUUUGUGAUAACUACAUACAACAUAAUUAGCCGGGAUGCUGAUCAAGUAGAAAGCCCGCUGUUCCAAAUUAAAUGGGAUCGUAUAAUUUUGGACGAGGCCCAUCAGAUUAGGAAUCACAAGACCAAGACUGCUCAGGCAGUAUUCAGGCUAAAAGCACGAGCUCGAUGGGUACUUACCGGCACUCCUGUGCAGAACAAGGAACUUGAUUUGUAUGCCUUGCUGAAGUUCCUACGCUGCUCUCCAUUCGAUGAUUUAGGAGUGUGGAAAACAUGGGUAGACAAUAGAGAUGCGGCUGGAGGGCAGCGUCUCAACACCAUCAUCAAGUCCAUCAUGCUGCGGAGGACCAAGAAGGGCCUUCAGGAAGUGGGCGAACUAAAAAGUCUGCCUGAGAAAAAGCUCAAUACAGUCAUGAUUGUUAUGGACAAAGAGGAAAAGAUAAUAUACGAGAAACUCCUAUACUUUUCCAAGACUUUGUUUGCAACAUAUCUUCAUCAAAAGGCUGAAAAAGAGAAUGCUUUGCAAGGAAUUCCAUUGAAGCCUAAAAACCUACAGCACGCUCAGGACGCAUUCAAAGACCACCCGGAGCUGGCACGGCUACAGAAAAAGAUGAACCAAAUCUCUGAUGUAAAAUCUCACCACAUCCUAGUGCUACUGCUGAGGCUGCGGCAGUUUUGCUGUCAUCCAUCACUCGUCCAGACUAUGUUGGAUAAUGAAGACAUUUCUAAUGGUGGAAUAGAAGAUUCAGAUGGUCUUGAUAUUGAUCUGGUGGAACAGAUGACACGGAUGUCUAUUACUAAUCAUAACCAGCAUCAUGUGGAUGAUAAUGACACAGAUCUAACAGCCAUGGACAAAGAUAAUCCAUUGUUUGCCAAGGAUCGCUUGAGUUCUAAGAUGAGGAAAGUGGUUGAGACAAUAGAAGCCAUUUUGACCAGCAAUGACAAACUAUUGAUCGUAUCUCAGUGGGUUACACACCUUGAUUUAAUUCAUUCAGUGUUGAAAGAGAAAAGUGUCAAAUGCUUAAGACUCACCGGGCAGAUUCCUGUCAAAGAUCGGGCUGAGGUUGUAGAUAAGUUCAACAGAAAAGAUCAUGGGCCAAGAGUUCUUCUAUUGUCACUCACUGCUGGAGGGGUUGGUUUGAAUCUGAUUGGAGCAAAUCAUCUGUUGCUUCUAGACCUUCAUUGGAACCCCCAGCUUGAGAGUCAAGCGUUUGAUCGUAUCUACAGAGUUGGCCAAGAGAAAGAUGUACAGAUCUACAAGUUUGUUACAAGUGAUACGGUUGAAGAAAAUGUGUUGGGUUUGCAAAACAAGAAGCUGUCAAUCUCAGACUCUGUACUCACCGGAGCCAAGAAAGCAUCAUCCAAACUGACACUUGAUGAUCUCAAGAUGUUGUUUAAAAUCAAUUAAUUAAUAUUACAAAAGAAGAUGAUUUAAGGCUGUGACAAUAGCAUAUUACUAUGAUUCUUACUACAGUAGGGUUAACCGUUAACUUGUUUUGCCUUUCACCUUAGCACUUAAUAAAACAAGUCACCGGCUAAUUACUCCAGUGUUUGUUUAUAAUAGUUUGAUUGAUUUCAACUGCCAAAGCUUGUUGAAUAUUUCUAAUUUAAUGGCAUUUAAAUGUAAAUAUUAUUAAUUUCAAUAUACUAACCUUUUUGGCCUAGGCUACAUAUUUCUUAUAUAACUGAAUUAUUAUUAUUAUCAAUUUAAAUAUAUUAACAUUGUUUCAUAUAAAUCCUUACUCAUUUACACCUUUAAACCAUAGUUUUAGUUUAUCUACACAUACUCUACCGGUUUUACUCCAUUUAUUGCUUAAUGAAGUCUUAAGGCCUGGCCACACCGAACUCGCUACCGCGGCAGGAACAAACUUUAAAAAAUCACUCACCAUGUUAUCAAAUGGGCCAAGUCACACAGCACUACCUCGCUCCCGCGGGCGUACAGUAGUGACCGCCAUGACUGCUUGCUGAGUGAUUUU
Molecule: messenger RNA, 3993 nt
Organism: Macrosteles quadrilineatus (aster leafhopper)
Lineage: Eukaryota; Metazoa; Arthropoda; Insecta; Hemiptera; Cicadellidae
Gene: lds
Product: transcription termination factor 2
Exons: 16
Coding region: 174-3425 (1083 amino acids)
Molecular function (GO): ATP binding; ATP-dependent chromatin remodeler activity
Source: RefSeq, a predicted model, not a curated record